AUGAAUCCUCCAAGACGCACCCAAAACAACACAACUCGCCGGCCUUCCUCCCCGCUUCAGCCUCACUUCUUCCACCUCUUCCUGUGUCCUUACUUCCUGCAGUACAACCCCACCCACAAGUACUUCCUGGCGGUGGACCUGACGGGGUCCCUCUUCAUCUCCGACACCAACUCGCGGCGGAUCUACCGCGUGCGCUCGCUGACGGGGGGCCGGCUGCUGUCGGACAACGCCGAGGUGGUGGCGGGCACCGGCGAGCAGUGCCUGCCGUUCGACGAGCGCUGCGGCGACGGGGGCAAGGCCACCGAGGCGACCCUGAUGAGCCCCAAAGGCAUCGCGGUGGAUAAGAACGGCCUGAUGUACUUUGUGGACGCCACCAUGAUCCGCAAGGUGGACCAGAAUGGCAUCAUCUCCACCCUGCUGGGGGCCAACGACCUCACCUCCGUCAGACCGCUCAGCUGUGACUCCAGCAUGGACGUCAGCCAGGUGCGUCUAGAGUGGCCCACGGACCUCGCGGUGAAUCCGAUGGACAACUCGUUGUACGUGCUGGAGAACAACGUCAUCCUGCGCAUAACGGAGAACCACCAGGUCAGCAUCAUCGCGGGACGUCCCAUGCACUGCCAGGUCCCGGGCAUCGACUACAGCCUCAGCAAGCUGGCCAUCCACACGGCGCUGGAAAGUGCCACGGCCAUCGCCCUGUCCCACACGGGCAUCCUCUACAUCGCCGAGACGGACGAGAAGAAGAUCAACCGCGUCCGACAGGUGAGCACCAGCGGGGAGAUCUCCCUGUUGGCCGGCGCCACCUCCGACUGCGACUGCAAGAACGACGUCAACUGCAACUGUUUCUACGGCGACGAGGGCUACGCCCCCGACGCGGGCCUCAACUCGCCCGCCUCGCUGGCCGUGUCGCCGGACGGCACGCUGUUCAUCGCCGACCUCAACAACAUCCGCAUCCGGGCGGUGCGCGCCAACCGGCCCGGCCCGGCCCUGUCCGGCACGGGGCUGGGCGGCCUGUCGGGCGGCGGCAUGCAGUACGAGGUGGCGUCGCCGCGGGAACAGGAGCUGUACAUCUUCAACCAGGAGGGGCUGCACGUGCAGACGGUGAGCCUGGUGACCGGGGAGCCCCUCUACAACUUCACGUACGGCGCCGACGGCGAGCUGGCCACGCUGGCCGACAACUGCAACAACACGCUGAGGGUGCGGCGCGACGGCCUGGGCCAGGGCGGAGGGGCGGGCCUGCUGAGGCUGGUGCUGCUGCCCGAGAACCAGGUGGUGACGCUGGGCCUGGACCCCACGGGGGGCCUGAGGAGCGUCUCGGCCCUGGGGCAGGAGGUGGCGCUGCUGGGGUACAGCGGCAGCACGGGCCUGCUGGCCACCAAGGCGGACGAGACCGGCUGGACCACCUUCUACCAGUACGAUAGCGAGGGUCGCCUCACCAACGUGACGUACCCCACGGGCAUGGUCACCAGCCUCCACCGCGAGAUCGAGCGCUCCAUCAACAUCGACGUGGAGAGCUCGAGCCGGGACGACGAUGUCACCAUCGUCACCAACCUGUCCUCGGUGGAGGCGUCCUACACCGUAGUACAAGACCAGGUGAGGAACAGCUACCAGCUCUGUAACAACGGCACCCUGAGGGUCAUGUACGCCAACGGGAUGGGCAUCAGCUUCCACACAGAGCCCCAUAUCCUGGCCGGCUCCGUCAGCCCCACCAUCGGUCGGAGGAACAUCACCCUGCCCACCGACAACGGCCUCAACUCCAUCGAAUGGCGGCUCCGCAAGGAGCAGACCAAGGGCCGGAUCACCGUGUUCGGCAGGAAGCUGAGGGCACACGGGCGCAACCUGCUCUCCAUCGACUACGACCGCAACACGCGCACGGAGAAGAUCUACGACGACCACCGCAAGUUCACCCUGCGCAUCAUGUACGACGCCCAGGGCCGGCCGGCCAUGUGGCUGCCCAGCAGCAGCCUGGCGGUGGUCAACGUGUCCUACUCCAGCACGGGCCAGCUGGUGGGCCUGCAGAGGGGCAGCAUGAGCGAGCGCACCGAGUUCGACCCGCAGGGCCGCGUCGUGUCCCGCGCCUUCGUGGACGGCAAGGUGUGGAGCUACAGCUACCUGGACAAAUCCAUGGUGCUGCUCCUGCAGAGCCAGCGGCAGUACGUCUUCGAGUUCGACAAGUCGGGCCGCGUGACGGCCGUGACCAUGCCCAGCGUGGCGCGCCACACCAUGUUCACGCACGUGUCGGUGGGCUACAUCCGCAACACCUACACGCCGCCGGAGAGCAACGCCUCCAUCAUCCACGACUUCAGCGAGGACGGACGCCCGCAGGCCACCCACUUCCUGGGCACGGGCCGCCGCGUCCUCUACAAGUACGGCAAGCUGGCCAAGCUGUCGGAGAUCGUGUACGACAGCACGGCGGUCACCUUCGGCUACGACGAGACGGCCGGCGUGCUGAAGAUGGUCAACCUGCAGAGCGGCGGCUUCUCGUGCACCAUCCGCUACCGCAAGAUGGGCCCGCUCAUCGACAAGCAGAUCUACCGCUUCAGCGAGGAGGGCAUGGUGAACGCCCGCUUCGACUACACCUACCACGACAACAGCUUCCGCAUCGCCAGCAUGAAGCCCGUCAUCAGCGAGACGCCGCUGCCCGUCGACCUCUACCGCUACGACGAGAUCUCCGGCAAGGUGGAGCACUUUGGGAAGUUCGGGGUGAUUUACUACGACAUUAACCAGAUCAUCACCACGGCCGUCAUGACGCUCAGCAAGCACUUCGACACGCACGGGCGCAUCAAGGAGGUGCAGUACGAGAUCUUCCGCUCGCUCAUGUACUGGAUGACGGUGCAGUACGACAGCAUGGGCCGCGUGGUGAAGCGGGAGCUGAAGAUAGGACCCUACGCCAACACCACCCAGUACCGCUACGAGUACGACGGGGACGGCCAGCUCAGCGGCGUCAAGGUGAACGACUGGUCCACCUGGCGCUACAGCUACGACCUCAACGGCAACCUCCACCUGCUCAACCCGGGCAACAGCGCCCGCAUCAUGCCGCUGCGCUACGACCUGCGCGACCGCAUCACGCGGCUGGGCGACGUCCAGUACCGCCUGGACGAGGACGGCUUCCUGAGCCAGCGCGGCUCCGACGUCUUCGACUACAACUCCAAGGGCCAGCUGCUCCGGGCCUACAACCGCGGGCCGGGCGGCUGGAGCGUGCAGUACCACUACGACGGGCUGGGGCGCCGCGUCUCCACCCGCAACAGCCUGGGCCAGCACCUGCAGUUCUUCUACGCCGACCUCAACCACCCGGCCAGGGUCACGCACAUCUUCAACCACUCCAGCUCCGAGAUCUCCUGCCUCUACUACGACCUGCAGGGUCACCUGUUUGCCAUGGAGGUGAGCAGUGGGGAGGAGUACUACAUCGCCUCAGACAACACCGGGACGCCCUUGGCAGUCUUCAGCAGCAACGGCCAGAUGAUCAAACAGGUGCAGUACACGGCCUACGGCGAGGUCUACCUGGACUCCAACCCGGAGUUCCAGCUGGUGGUGGGCUUCCACGGGGGCCUCUACGACUCGCUCACCAAGCUGGUCCACUUCACCCAGCGGGACUACGACGUGCUGGCGGGCCGCUGGACCUCCCCGGACUACGCCACCUGGCCCAAGAUCGGCAAAGACCCCGCCCCGUUCAACCUGUACAUGUUCAAGAACAACAACCCCCUCAGCGACAUGCUGGACAUCAAGAACUACGUCACAGAUGUGAAGAGCUGGCUGGUGAUGUUUGGCUUCCAGCUCAGUAACAUAAUCCCCGGCUUCCCUCGACACUCCUUCUACUUUGUGGAGCCACCCUACGAACUGCAGGCCACGCAGCACUGUGAGAAUGGACAGCUCAUCACCGGCGUGCAGCAGGCGGCCGAGCGCCACAACCAGGCCUUCAUGGCGCUGGAGGGCCGGCUGCUCAACAAGGAUCGGCGGGGCCGACGGGACAAGCCGGGCCACUGGUUCGGCACCAGCACGCCCAUCAUCGGCCGCGGCGUGAUGCUGGCGCUGAAGGAGGGCCGCGUGGUGGCGGGCGUGUCGUCGGUGGCCAGCGACGACAGCCGCAAGGUCGCCCUGGUGCUCAACGGCGCCCUCUACCUGGAGGGCACGCACUACACGCAGGACGGCCGCGACUGCCACUACUUCGUCAAGGUGGGCGCGGCCGACGGCGACCUGCUGGCGCUGGGGCUCACCAACGGACGCAAGUCGCUGGAGAGCGGCAUCAACGUGACGGUGAGCAGCCGCUCGAGGCGAGGCGCCACCGUGGAGUUCGCCGCGCCGUCGCUGGCGCUGAGCGUGCGCUACGGGCUGGCGCUGGACGUCGUAGACGAGGAGAAGGUAAGACUGUUGGAGCAGGCCCGGCAGAGGGCCAUGUCGGGGGCCUGGAGCCGGGAGCAGCAGAGGGUGCGGGACGGGAAGGAGGGAAGCCGUCUGUGGACGGAGGGGGAGAGACAGCAGCUGCUGACAUCGGGCAGGGUGCAGGGCUACGACGGGUACUAUAUACUGCCCGUGGAGCAGUACCCGGAGCUGGCCGACAGCAGCAACAACAUCCAGUUCCUCCGACAGAACGAGAUGGGGAGGAGGUAACAGCCUCCCGGGGACUUGUCCGAUUGGACGGAGCCACGCCUCCCGUCCCGUCUCGCCGACAUUCACGUUCUUUUCGGUUCUUUCCACCCAGCCUUCUCAUUCUUGCGCCACUCGAAAUCCCGCGGAGAAUAAAAAACCAACUCACGGAACGCUGCAGGGACUUUUGAAAAGAAGAACUUAUCAGAGAAAAUAAAAAGUUAUUGUUGAUUUUACUGCCACGGGCAAAAAACAUGUAAUGUUUAUUCCAGCGUUUCUUUUCCUUUUUGUUUUGAGAAACUUUGAGCAACUCAAAAAGCACUGAUGAACUUGGAAAGGAAAGAACAAACCUGUUGCUUAACGAAUAAGGAAAAAUUCCCCUUUUUAAAAAAGAUAUCGAUAUUUUUACCCAUAUUUUUUGGAUCGACACUGAGAGUGGCCAUGACAGCUGCUGGUGGGUUAGCGUUGCACUGGGUUCUGCGGUGAGAGCUUGUCUCUAUUCAAAAAAAAUACAAAAACCUCUCUAGGCAAAGGGACCAAAUAAGGGAGGCCAAGCCAUUCCCCAGAGUACGACCAAUCAAAGUAAUGGAUCCAAGGACGACGUCACACAAGUUGCGCCGAAACCAACAGCAAAAACACCAUGUGAAACGGCUGUUCGACCACAACGACAACGACAACAACAACAACAACAACACAACAACAACACCACCACCACAACAAGUCAUCUCCCCGACUCAGGCCCCACGAUGUCCACGGACCUAUGCUCCUGCUGAGGUGGAGUGUAUAUCUCUGAGCAAAACACCAACUACUGGCUUGAACAAACAGGAAAACUAGUUACUGAGAAAUAAAUAAUAAAAUACCCUUCAAAAAAAAUUAAAUAAUAAUAAUAAUAAUAACAAAAAGGUUAUAUUUGUGGACAGUGGUAAUCACAUUAGCAUUGUUUUUGUUUCAGAAUGGUGCGAGGAGGAGAGGUAUACUACUACUACAUGUGUUUUCAGACUACACUAAAGUUCAGGAUGUUGCGUAUACUGUAGCUGCCGUAGUUUUGUACGUUUCAGUCGCGAUAGAAUUGUGAGACUUUCACCGAGGCACUUCUGUACAGAGCGUUCAAAAAACACCCUUCACAGAGUCCAGAGAACAUACAAGCUAGUGUCGAUAUCUACUUACUUUGUUCAUUUUUUUUUUAUUAUUAUUUAAUAUUCUUAGUACUAUAUGACAAUCAUAAGGGAGUCACCAGUUGAACAUUAGCGAAUUUGUUUAUUUUAUUUUGUAUAAUACGUAACAAAUGUUAAUUUUGCUUUUUGUAUUAUUUCAGAUUCAAUAAUAGUCUCGCUAAAAAAAGAAUAAUUUAUGUAAUAAAGUGUUUUAAAACGGUUUAUACUUUAAAUAAAGUCUUUAAAACUGUGAAAUCUGUUUUUUUUUUAAAUAUAUUUCAAUGUACAGUGUAUAGAUCUACCUUUAUGCAGCACAGUAGAAUAUUGUUCAGAAUAUCAAGUUUUAUAUUUCUAAGAGGAAGUGGCUUGUAAUGUGCGGAUCUUUAGCUGGUCUUACUACUCUAGAGUUUUGUGACACUCAAAUAUUCCAUAUCUACAUUAUCAGUCCCCCAUUGGUUUUUGAAUGUUUGGUUUCAUUUUUGGUUUAGUUUGGAAGCAGAAAUAUUACUGUCCUAGACCCCAACAGCAGUAGCAGUAAUGGAUCCCUCUCACUGUGAAGAGACUCGUGCUGGAUGUCAUAAUGUACCAAAUCAGUAUUAUUAUCUAAGGAUGAUUCUUAUACACUCACUGAAACGAGACUCUUCUGAGAACCUUAUCAAUAAAAAGUACUUGUUUCCUCAACCAUGUCAAGUUUUGGUUUUCCUCACAUCUCCUGUGUCUUUAACAGACUCUUGACCCGUAGAGUCACACUGUUAUGCCCUUGUUUUGUAUUAAAAUACAGGCCAACUGUCACCUGCAAACGUAAUCUGAUUGGGACCUUCUCCAAAAGCUUAGAUGUUAUGGAAAUACUGGAGAAAUGUCCUCCUGCUUUAAAGGGCUUUAUUGUGUACUAAUACAGUAAGUUACUCUUAUAAAUGUAUACAUGCAUCAGGCAUUACAAUGUGGAAGUUGUGAUGCUUUUAAUUACAUAACCAGGAACAAUGACACAAACAAUAGGCUACAUAUGUUAAUAUGAAUAAAAUCCUCUACCAACUAACUGCUGUUAAAAAUCCUCUGAUGGCAAACAGGUUUGUAUUUUCUUUCCGGUUAUUUUGACUUCAUAUUAAGUUGUUUUCUUACACUUUUUAAGUAAAAAAACAAGCAUCAAAACAAGCAUCAAAGAACAAUCAAUUAAAGCAUGCCAUUCAUGAACCAACCCUAAUCUUUAAUUACCUAUCUUUUGUUGGAGGGUUUAAAGGGGCAUAUAUAUGGGGUGGUUAAUAAAACCAUUGAAUAAUUAUAACAGACCAACAUGUUGAGUGCCAAAACACCAUAUCCAGUAAGAGCAAAGUUUUACCAGCACCCAUGUGUUUGCAGAUAAGUCACAUGCACAUAUUUGGACUCUAAAGAUAGUACUACCCGGCAUGCUUACCGACAUCUGUAACUCAAUACUCUUCCUUUAUUUUAAGCGUCCUCUUCUCACACUCAUCAUGGGGGGGGGGGUAAGACUAAAUACAUAUGUGUUAAUUUCAGAAAGUAAACAGUUAGAAAUGCAUCAAAUGAAUUGACAUUUAUCAAUAUGAAACCAGUAUAACAUUAUGAAAUUACAACAUUGCAGGAUCAUAUGCUUUCUUUUGACGUGCUGAUGGAAGCCAUUUUGUAAAGCCCUGCAUGAUCUGGCAAGCUCUGGCUAUGGGCUCACUUCCAUAACCUUUGAGAAAGAUGACCAGGCAUGGCUCCUGCCCUCUUCUCUAACCCCUCAAUCUCACUCACACGCAUAUGACAUACGACACCAUACCAAAUAUUACAAGCCAGUGACUUAUUUUGGGAUACAUCACUUUUUAAUGCAUGAUUAUUUUUCUUCCAAGCAAAAGACAAAGUAAAAUACUAUUAUUCACCAUUUAUUAUUUAUAGAUUUUUUGGGGGGCAUUUUUCUUUAUUCACUUUUUUUUUAUGGAAUGUUCAUGUUGGAAGUAAUAUUUUCAAAUCACCUUAUCAGGCUCAGCAGGAAAGCAAGUGCACUAUGUUAUGCAAUCAGAGAUAAAUCAUCAUCUUUUUUUUUAAGAAAAAAAGGUGUUUCUUUUAUUCAUCACACGAUUCACCUGAAGAAAUACAUCGGCAACCGGACUGUCUGUGCAAAUAAGAGGGAGGAAUACAUUGCAAGCAUCGGCUUCUGAAGAGGGCCCAGUGGCUUGUUAGCAUCCAGCAGUCGUGCUAGCUGCGUUAGCCAUGAGGGACCAGGCAUAUGAGGUAUUCGGGGCAUGGGGGGGGGGGUCGAUAAGGCUGUGAGGGGGGAGGGGGCAGGAGAGGGAAGGAGCGGGUUUCUUACAGUUAUAACAUCAUAAAGUGCAAAGGAGAGCUCCACACGUAACAAGCCUGAGAUAUAUAUAGGUGUGUGUGGAACUGUGUGUGUGUGUGUGUGUGUCUUUGUGCAUAUGUGUGUGUGUGUGUGGGUGUGUGUCAUUCAUUUACCAGGGAUCUGAUGUGUUCGAGUCGUGAUGGGUGCGUGUGGCAACAUGUAGGAGUUUGAUCACAGAACGGAGCCUGAGAUUGGACAGACUAGAGUAUACUCUUGGG
Messenger RNA from Gadus macrocephalus (Pacific cod), 8291 nucleotides. RefSeq names its product teneurin-2-like. Gene Ontology annotation, cellular component: neuron projection. NCBI's taxonomy places the organism in Eukaryota, Metazoa, Chordata, Actinopteri, Gadiformes, Gadidae. Gene Ontology annotation, molecular function: protein homodimerization activity; protein heterodimerization activity; cell adhesion molecule binding. Gene Ontology annotation, biological process: heterophilic cell-cell adhesion; neuron development. The record is from RefSeq and is a predicted model, not a curated record.